AUGAGGAGGAACAUUGAAUCGGCAAACCGGCAACAAGUGGGUCCAAUCUUUGCUAGGAGUCAGCCGCUCAACAAUCCAGUUCAAGAUCCACCGCCAAACAACAACUUGAUCCUCUCGGUGGAUGUUCAACUUCCCAGCAACACCACCCCUCCACCCUCCAACAACAUCCCGCCGCCGGAGGAGGAAGUCACCCAGGGCGAGCAGGAGUUGGAGCCGCAACGCAGCGAGGAGCUCGAGCCGGAGGAGCUGCAGGGCAGCGAGGAGCUCGAGCCCGAGGAGCUGCAGGGCAGCGAGGAGCUCGAGCGAGAGGAGCUGCAGGGCAGCGAAGAGCUCGAGCGAGAGGAGCCGCAGGGCAGCGAGGAGCUGGAGUCGAAGCCGGAAGGCAGCGAGGAGCUGGAGUCGGAGCCAGAGGGCACUGAGGAGGAGCUGGAGUCGGAGGAGCGUCCAAACACACGGAAGAGAGCGCUAGGACAGGACAGAACGAAACCCAUCUUUAAAAAGCAACGUGUCCACUCUGAAUGUGAGGAGGAUAUUCCUGUGACAAGCAGCCAAUUUCAAGUGGUGGUCAAACCCUUACCCUCGCAAGAAAACGCGAGCAGCCAAUUUCAAGUGGUGGUCAAACCCUUACCCUCGCAAGAAAACGCGAGCAGCCAGCUUGAAGUGGUGGCGGAACCCUCACCCUCGCGAAAAAACGCGAGCAGCCAGCUUCAAGUCAUGGGCGAACCCUCACCCUCGCGAGAAAACGCGAGCAGCCAGCUUCAAGUCAUGGGCGAACCCUCACCCUCGCGAGAAAACGCGAGCAGCCAGCUUCCAGUCGUGGCCGAAUCCUCACCCUCACGAGAAAACGAAAGAGAACGGAGGCAACCUCUCAGGGAGUGGGGGGUGUACAAACGUCAAAGAGUUCUAAAGAAAAGAGGAAGACGAAACCAAAGGUUGGAGGAUCGCAAGCGGUCAGAAGAUCAACUAGACAUAGACAACAUGCUCCACCAUCAACAUAGACAACUGCAAGGACAAUCAAAUUCAAUCGCAGAAGAAGUCGAUGUCUUCAUUCGAGCAGUAGCGAGAGCUGAAGGAGCUAUUAGUGAAGAAGAUGUAUCUAGUUAA
Selaginella moellendorffii is the source of this 1104-nucleotide messenger RNA. Its product is annotated as protein Ycf2. Bases 1 to 1104 code for a protein of 367 amino acids. The record is from RefSeq and is a predicted model, not a curated record. Lineage: Eukaryota; Viridiplantae; Streptophyta; Lycopodiopsida; Selaginellales; Selaginellaceae. The transcript has 3 exons.